Messenger RNA from Vigna unguiculata (cowpea), 1226 nucleotides. RefSeq lists its product as uncharacterized. Lineage: Eukaryota; Viridiplantae; Streptophyta; Magnoliopsida; Fabales; Fabaceae. The record is from RefSeq and is a predicted model, not a curated record.
GUGUGAAACAUAAGAAUCAAAAAGUAAUUGACAAUCUUGAUAAAAUGAUGAAGACAUUGAUCUUUGUUUUGGUUUUGGCGAGCAGUAGUGCAAAUCCUAGGGUUCAUUGUAUUCAAGAUACACUCACAGAAGAUAUAGAGCUACAACGCCAACUAAAUCUCAUUAACAAGCCUCCCAUUAAAACUAUUCAUACAAAGUAUGGAGAUACAGUUGACUGCAUCGAUAUCAAUAGACAACCGGCUUUUGAUCAUCCUUUAUUAAAGGAUCAUGUAUUACAAAAAAACCCUAGCAAUCGAAAACCAAUUGAAAAAUCAAGUAUAAAGAAAUUACUAGGUACACUCGCAUUUGGAUUUGAUAAAGACCAAUGUCCUAAAGGCACGAUUCCUAUUCAGAGAACAAAAAAAGAAUAUCUUAUUCAAGAAAAACAACUACGAAAUAGCAGUAUUUUUACCAAAGAUGUUCCUGGUCUUCACGUUGCAGAGAUGGGUGUUUCCUCAAAAUUUGGUCCAUAUUAUGAAGUUAAAGGAACCACUAGCGUUUAUAACCCAAGAGUUAGUAAGGGUCAAAUGUCACUUUCUCAUGUGUGGGUUCAAAGUAGAGGUGAAAACAAAAUCAGUGCUGGAUGGCAGGUGUAUUCGGAUUUGUACGGUGACAAUCGAACCCAUUUUUAUGCAUCAUGGACGAGAGACAAUUUUCGUAAGACGGGAUGUUACAAUGUUCGAUGUCCAGGUUUUGUUCACAGUAAUAGUUAUGCUUAUCUUGGUGAACCUUUUCUGAAUAUAUCAGUGUAUGGUGGACCAAUUUAUCAUUUUUCCACUUCUAUUAGUCAGGACCCAGUGUCAAAAAACUGGUGGCUAUAUGUAAACAAUGUUGAUAUUGGAUAUUUUCCGGUAGAAUUGUUCUCCGGCAUGAAUUCGGCAGAUGAAGUAGGAUGGGGUGGAACAACAUCAACUCCUCAAGAUUCUUCUAGUCCUCCGAUAGGAUAUGGACAUUUUCCUGAUAGAAAAUUUUUUCAUUCAUGUUAUUUCAUACGCAUGUCUUAUAUGAAUAUAUCCAAAAAAAACAAUGAACCUAAAAAACAUCAAAUAAAAAAGUACAUAGACAAUCCUGAGUGUUUUGGUCUUAGUUACUAUGGUAAUCUUCAUAAAUCUGUGGAUUAUAGUAUUCAAUUUGGAGGACCUGGUGGUAGUUGUAGUAAUUGAUCAGUUACAUUUUAGUUAUAAAUU